AUGGAUUCUCUUCCAAUGCAGCAUCUGGUGAUCUUCAUUAUGUUGCUUUUGGCCAUUUGGUGUGAACGAAAUAAUUUGGUUUGGAUAGAAGAUGACUGCAACCUUUUCCAUAUGUCCACCUGGGCUCUCCAGCUUCUAGAAGAUUAUCAGAAGGUUCAUCCCAAGUUAGUUCACAAGGUUAACAGACCCAAGACUAAAUGGUUUUGCCCACCUAGUGGAAGACUCAAGCUCAAUAUAGAUGGGGCGUAUUUGGCCGAUUCUGGUAAGGGUCGUAUUGGUGUGGUAGUUAGGGAUGAAACUGGUGUUUGUGUGGCUGCUUUUGCUCGACAUGUGCCUUAUGCUCUUUCUGCGUUGCAUAUGGAAGUGGAGGCUAUACGUGCCAGUCUGCUUAUUGCCAUUGAUCAAGGUUGGACUGCAAUUGAAGUUGAGAGCGACUGUGUCAUAGCUUUGAAUGCCCUGACUGAUGAGAAAAAUGAUGUGUCAGGCUUUUCAUUUUAUUCUUCUCAGGCAUAUCUUUAG
Molecule: messenger RNA, 519 nt
Organism: Rosa chinensis
Lineage: Eukaryota; Viridiplantae; Streptophyta; Magnoliopsida; Rosales; Rosaceae
Exons: 1
Coding region: 1-519 (172 amino acids)
Molecular function (GO): RNA-DNA hybrid ribonuclease activity; nucleic acid binding
Source: RefSeq, a predicted model, not a curated record